Molecule: messenger RNA, 779 nt
Organism: Populus trichocarpa (black cottonwood)
Lineage: Eukaryota; Viridiplantae; Streptophyta; Magnoliopsida; Malpighiales; Salicaceae
Product: cation/H(+) antiporter 15-like
Exons: 2
Coding region: 164-418 (84 amino acids)
Biological process (GO): regulation of pH; proton transmembrane transport
Cellular component (GO): endomembrane system; membrane
Molecular function (GO): antiporter activity
Source: RefSeq, a predicted model, not a curated record
UUUUUCUUUUAGAUUAUACUAAAAAAAAAACUUAACCACGCAUUAAUCUCAAAUACACUCUUAGUUCCGAGUGAAAUAUCACAUAGUAACAAAGAGGGAAUAUAUAUAUAUAUAUAUAUUCUUAAAAAUAUUUCAUCAACUUGGUAGAAUUGACUUAGUAUUUAUGAUGUCUCAAACUAAUGUAUUCAUGUUGGUGGUGAUUGUUGUCUUGGCUUGCUCGGCCAAGGUUUGGAGCUCUUUCCUCGCCUGUAAGGCCUUUGGUAUCUCUGCUCGGGAUGCUAUUCCUCUUGGAGUUCUUAUGAAUACAAAAGGCCUUUUGGCUCUGAUUGUUAUUGGCAUCGGCCGAGAUGUACAGGCUUUGGACAAUGUUACAUAUCCUGCAAUGGUGAUUGUGUUUGUGGUGAUGACAUCUCUGUGAAACCUUUCCCCUAUUGGGCUUCUCGGUCUUCAAAGCAUCUCAAGAAAUACAAAUCAUUACCUAAACCAGACCAGACACAUCAACAGUUUUUCGAACAUCACAAAUUUGAUGCAGGUGGUUUGAUCAGUCAGUUGUAAAUCUACCACAACUAGGUUACAUGGAUAGUCUUUCAAUGAUGUUUAUGGACUGAUUCCCAAGAAGAGGCUUGGGUUGCAGGGUGAUAGAUCUGACCUAUAAAUUUCGAUCCGAUCAUUGGAUUGAAUUAUGCUUAAGUUUUAUCAAGAGGUUCUAUAGCCCAGUUCUAUAAAAGGGAUGGGCUUGUAAUCAACUAUAGUUUUAUUAUUUUUCCUCUAUUUUCAGA